UCUCUUCCCUUUUUUAUCUUCUCCCUUCUCUCCUUCUCACGGCUCCUCCCGAGCGGAGCGGCUGAGGCUGGGAGAGCUGCUACAAGCGCCGCCGCCCUCAGCCUCGACUGUCGGCGCCUCCACUCCGGCUGCCUCCUGCUGCUUCCCCCUUCGAUGGAUAGUGGCGAGGGAAGCAGCAGUUCUGUAGCUCUAGCUGAUUGGCUUCCACUGUCUUCAAUGACUUCCACCAUUUAUCAAUAAAUUGUUGGCCUUGCAAUUGAGUUAUUCAUUGGGCGCAAAAGGGCGAGAAAGAUGACGGUGUGCUGUGUUGCUACCGCGUCGGCGUCGUUCCUAUCUCCUCCCAUGAAACGCAACCUCCACUCGCAGUCGCAUGCCUAUGCUGUUGCCAACGACCACCACAUGCACCUCAGGGAGGCGGCAGCACGCUCCGACCUGCCAGGUGCGCUGGCAGCCUUCGCCGCCAUGUCGUCCGCCUCUGCCGGCACUGCGCGCCCCGUUCUCCGCACCUUCACCUCCCUUCUCAAGCUCUGCGCUGCCCGCGGGGACCUCACCACUGGCCGCGCCAUCCACGCCCAGCUCGCUGUGCGGGGGCUCACCUCCGAGGGCCUCGCAGCCACCGCGCUUGCCAAUAUGUAUGCUAAGUGCUGUCGUCCCUCCGACGCUCGCAGGGUGUUUGACCGAAUGCCUGUAAGGGACCGUGUCGCCUGGAACGCUCUCGUGGCAGGUUACGCGCGGAAUGGUCUCACAAGGAUGGCGAUGGAGAUGGUUGUCAGGAUGCAGGAGGAAGGGGAGAGGCCUGACUCGGUCACGCUUGUUUCUGUGUUGCCGGCCUGUGCGAAUGCUAGGGUGCUUGCUCCCUGCCGAGAGGCACACGCGUUCGCAAUCCGUGCUGGGCUGGACGAGCUUGUCAAUGUCUCAACUGCUAUACUUGACGCAUACUGCAAGUGCGGGGACAUCAGGGCAGCAAAGGCAGUCUUUGACUGGAUGCCAGUCAAGAACUCUGUAUCCUGGAAUGCAAUGAUCGAUGGAUAUGGAGAGAAUGGCGAUGCUGGGGAGGCUUUGGCACUCUUCAAGAGGAUGGUCGAGGAGGGUGUUGAUGUGACGGACGUCUCUGUACUGGCAGCACUGCAAGCAUGCGGAGAGCUGGGUUAUCUUGAUGAAGGGAGACGUGUCCAUGAGCUGCUUGUGGGGAUCAAGUUGGACUCCAACGUGUCAGUGAUGAAUGCGCUCAUCACCAUGUAUUCCAAAUGCAAGAGGAUUGACCUGGCAUCACAGGUGUUUAAUGAAUUGGACAGAAGGACACGGGUAUCGUGGAAUGCCAUGAUUCUUGGAUGCACACAGAAUGGAUGCUCUGAUGAUGCACUAAGGAUUUUCACUAGGAUGCAAAUGGAGAACAUGAGACCAGAUUCAUUCACUCUUGUUAGUGUUAUUCCAGCUCUCGCUGAUAUUUCGGAUCCUCUCCAGGCAAGAUGGAUCCAUGGAUAUUCUAUUAGGUUACACCUUGAUCAGGAUGUAUAUGUUCUGACUGCCCUUAUUGAUAUGUAUGCAAAAUGUGGCCGUGUUACUAUAGCUAGAGCUCUGUUCAAUUCAGCAAGGGAGAAACAUGUUAUUACAUGGAACGCGUUGAUCCAUGGGUAUGGCUCACAUGGUUUUGGAAAGGUUGCAGUUGAGCUAUUUGAAGAGAUGAAGAGCAUUGGCAUGGCGCCUAAUGAGACAACAUUCCUCUCGGUCCUCUCUGCAUGUAGUCAUGCUGGUUUGGUUGAGGAAGGGCGGAAAUAUUUUACUAGCAUGAAGGACGACUAUGGUCUUGAACCUGGGAUGGAGCACUAUGGUACUAUGGUGGAUCUUCUUGGCCGAGCUGGGAAGCUAGAUGAAGCGUGGGCAUUUAUCCAAAAGAUGCCUAUGGACCCUGGUGUUAGUGUUUACGGUGCAAUGUUAGGUGCUUGCAAGUUGCACAAGAAUGUGGAGCUGGCAGAAGAAUCAGCUCAGAAGAUUUUUGAGCUAGAGCCACAAGAGGGAGUGUAUCAUGUCCUAUUGGCAAAUAUUUAUGCAAACGCUUCCAUGUGGAAGGAUGUUGCAAGGGUGAGAACUGCUAUGGAGAAGAAAGGCCUCCGAAAAACUCCUGGUUGGAGUAUCAUUCAACUCAAGAAUGAGAUCCAUACCUUCUACUCUGGAAGCACAAAUCAUCAGAAUGCAAAGGCGAUAUAUUCAAGGUUGGCCAAGUUGAUAGAAGAGAUCAAAGCUGUGGGCUAUGUGCCUGACACUGAUUCAAUACAUGAUGUGGAAGAUGAUGUCAAGGCACAGCUACUCAACACCCACAGUGAGAAGCUUGCCAUUGCAUUUGGGCUCAUUCGCACAGCCCCUGGCACAACAAUCCAGAUAAAGAAGAACCUUCGAGUUUGUAAUGACUGUCAUAAUGCAACCAAGUUAAUAUCUUUAGUGACAGGACGGGAAAUAAUCAUGAGAGAUAUUCAGCGAUUCCACCAUUUUAAGGAUGGAAAAUGCUCUUGUGGAGACUACUGGUAGUGAAGUGUUGAGGUAGUUUGAAUAUGCACCGAGAGAUGAGGGAGCUUCCGAAAGAUGUUGUAGACAUCAAAGUAUAACAUCUGACAAUUAGGUGAAAUUAUCUUACUGACAAAGUUCUUGAGCUGCCUCUUAUAUGGAUAUUAUCAUACUACAUGACUAAACUUGUGAGGUAUCUGAAAAUUCUUAUGGCCUCUUCACCUUUUCAGGGAACACACUGCAAAUUCCAGUCACCCAUUGUACAAUUAAAAUGUUUUUACUUUCAUUAAGAUACUAGUGCAUAAGGAAUCUGUUUUCCACAGCAAAGCUUUCUCAUGUCUUAUUAGUUGCCUGAGAUCAGAUGUACAUGUCAGAUCAAAAUGUUAAUAACUGAGAAGUUAUUGUUUUCUCCUUACAUUUUUUUGGUGUACUUAAGGAUCAGGGAUAAAACUUUUGUGCUAAUGAACACAAAAAAGCAACACCAUUUGUUAUUCCUCUUGCAAAAAAAUAAUUGGCUCAUGCAUGCUUACAAGUUGCAUACAUAUAGAACACUCAUAUCCUUUAUUUGAGAGGACAUGCAAUUGAAGCUAACGAAAGCAUAUAAUUCUGAAUGCACCUUCCAAUUACUGCUGUAAAAUGUUAGUCCAGGGCAUUAUUAGAUGAGCAUGGGGGAUAGUUUUUCCUACUGUAGCAAUGAACAUCACUGCCACUCUGAGUCUGAGUGCAUGAAUAGAUGCCAGUUUCAUCAGGCCUGUCGAUGACCAUGUCAGACAAAUUGGAAACUCCCUGGAAUAUAAUCACAGGUAUGCCAGGAUAUGUUAUCUGUUGAAAUUAAUAUGUGCUAUUUUAAUUUAUAUACAUACAACUAUCUCAAGCUUUAUGAUUGCAUUAAAUAUGGAGUGCAAACAUUGACAGAUCUUCUCUAUAAGUGGAAGUUCUUCCCCAAAACGAAAAAGUACUUUGCCACAUCAUCAAGAGAAUAUGGACCUUCGAUUUUUACUCGAAGUGUUGAAAGCCACUGGAUCUUCCUAUUGGCUAAACCUCUUCCCAAUCCUUCAAGAAACUUCUUUUACAAACUCAAUCCUUCCACACCCCUGGACAAGAAAAAACACAUUUCCUCCUCCCCCCUCAGGCACCACAGACCACAGUGCGUCACCCUUCGCCUCCCCUCAUUGCUCCACCUCCUCUUGGCUGUUGGCCUGCUGCCACCGCAUCCUCCUCCCCUUGGCAGGCCCUACCGCAGUCUCCUCGCCACCCCCUUCACCAUCGCAUAGCCUCCCUCGUGGCUCAAGGCCACCAAUCCCUCACAUGGUUGUCAUGGUGCUCCCAUGUCCAAAUGACAGUAGCGAAUUGCCUCCUCGCUCCCACACUUGCCACCACCGCUGCCACAUUUGCCUCCCCAGCUCCCUCACUCCCGCACUGGUCUCUUAUCCCUUCUCUCUACCAUGUGUAGGAAGCCCGGAGUGAUGGCCUCAGCGAAGCAACUGUGGGACACUUUAGAACUCCUCCCUGCAUUUAUGCAGCAUUUGCUUCUUCCACUCUACCGUGGACAUACCUCUUCAGCAGCUCCUCAAAGAUGAACACAGGCAGUAGCAUGUUGUUUGACACUCGUGUUGAUCUGUACCACUGACAAUCAGACAUCACAUAUUCAGUGGAACUGAAAACAUCAAAAAAGUAGCAGCCUGUUACUGAUUAAUUUUUGCCUGUGUGAUGGCUCAGAUAUGGAUUGGGAAAACCACUCACAGAUAUGGUGGAGGGGCAUAUUCACAAGGCAAUACAAUUAAUGUCAAAGGCCAAAGUUUGUUGAACUGGAAAUGCUGAGAUUACUGGUCUUGAUAUUACCUCAUCAAUCAAGCCCAUCAAUCCCAGCUUCAAGAGUAAGCAUCUACUUUGGACCAAACAACACGGUGGGCGGUCGAAAUACAUCAACCUUCAUAGCAAAACAUGUGGCCCUAGUUGACAUUAGAGAGCAUACUGCAUUCUUGAACCUUUGCCUAGAACAAUUUGUUCUCGGAUGAUCAACUUUGGUUUCAACGACCAAUAUGUAGUGUUUAGCAGAAUGCCUCAAUGAUUAUAAACAUAUUCCCUUGGGCAAGUACUUGUUAGUGGCUACCUAUUAGAUGUUGCACCAAGUAGCAGUGAAACUAUCGGCUGAUCGGCUUGUUGGUCAUAUCGGUGGUCCUUGGUGGUUUCUUCGGCUCUGGUUAAGUCCUUACACAGCCAAAGCAAUAUGAUCACCUCUGUUCGAUUGUUUUUACAAAAUUCCAAGGAAGGUAUUACCCUGUAUGUCUGUAUACCCCUUUCGGUUUUUUAUUUAACACCA
Molecule: messenger RNA, 4825 nt
Organism: Oryza brachyantha (malo sina)
Lineage: Eukaryota; Viridiplantae; Streptophyta; Magnoliopsida; Poales; Poaceae
Product: pentatricopeptide repeat-containing protein At1g11290, chloroplastic
Exons: 5
Coding region: 292-2526 (744 amino acids)
Biological process (GO): RNA modification
Molecular function (GO): protein binding; zinc ion binding; RNA binding
Source: RefSeq, a predicted model, not a curated record